Molecule: messenger RNA, 2351 nt
Organism: Lineus longissimus
Lineage: Eukaryota; Metazoa; Nemertea; Pilidiophora; Heteronemertea; Lineidae
Product: transcription initiation factor IIE subunit beta-like
Exons: 8
Coding region: 445-1284 (279 amino acids)
Biological process (GO): transcription initiation at RNA polymerase II promoter
Cellular component (GO): transcription factor TFIIE complex
Molecular function (GO): TFIIH-class transcription factor complex binding
Source: RefSeq, a predicted model, not a curated record
AAAUCCACCUAUUUUCACCUGAGACUGAGAGGUCAAACUAUUUUGGCCUUAAACUUGAUGAUAUUAAGCUUUGCAUUCUUAAUCUUAUAUUGUUUCAGCACUUUUUAAUUUGCAUCAAAUUACAAUAUUCGGCCAUUAUAUUGACGUUUUCGACCCUGUUUACAUUGUCUUAGGAAAAGUAUAGGCUUGACUAGUUUGGGGUGAGUCUCCACUCGCUUUUCAGAGAAAAGUGAGUCCCAAAGGUGAAUUGUUAUGACAGGAGGUGAAUCCGCUCCUGGUGAUUUCCAUGAGACAGGUGAAUCUAUGACUGGUUCCCAACCUCAGGGAUUUGCUGGACUGGCGAGUUAACGUCGAGUGCCUGAGGAGGGGGGUCCGGGCAUAAACUUGAUAGCUGCAUUAAAACAAUGAAAUGUCAAAUGAAGCCGGCGGCUAUUUCUUGCACCGAUGGAUCCAGCAUUGCUGAAGGAGAGAGAAGCUUUCAAAAAGAGGGCGCUAGCACAACCAUCAGUCGAAAAGAGAAAGGCCCAGAAAAGAACUGAAAAUGAUCGCAGCACGAAGAAGGCACGGCCAGCGCCAAAACCUAAAGCCGAUUUUAACUACAAGGCAAUGCAAGGAAGUUCACAGUUUAAGUUUGGAAUAUUGGCAAAAAUAGUUAAAUAUAUGAAGCAACGGCAUCAACAGGGAGACACUUAUCCAUUAUCAAUUGAUGACAUUCUUGACGAAACAAAUCAACUUGAUGUCGGAGCACGGCAUAAACAAUGGCUAUCGACCGAGGCCCUCGUCAACAAUCCCAAGAUCAACGUCGUGGAUGACAAUAAGUUUGUCUUCCGCCCGAAGUAUAACAUCCGAGACCGGAGGGGGUUAAUGCGAUUGCUGGAGCGAAAUGACCUGAAAGGAUUGGGCGGUGUUUUGAUGGACGACGUCGAAGAGGCUGUGCCGAAAUGUGGGCGAGUUAUUCAGCAAUUGGGCAGCCAAAUCACCAAAAUCAUGCGACCCGCCGAUAAAAAAGAAAUCCUCUUCUACAACGAUAAGAGCUUUGACUUCACAGUUGACGAGGAAUUUAUAAAAUUAUGGCGAGGCGUGUCCGUAGAUGGGGUAGAUGAAAAUAAGAUAGAUGAGUACCUGGACCAGCGGGGAAUCACUACCAUGCAAGACGUCGGAGCAAAAACUGCAGCUCCAGUACAGAAACGAAAACGAAAAGGUGGCAAUCGAAAAAAGACAUUCAAAUCACACAACGACCAUUUAGGAAACUUGUUAGAAGACUAUUCAAACGUGGACAAGUGAGACAGUUAUCAAUUUUGUAACGACUUGUGUGAUUGGCUGAAGUUAUUCAGAAAUGAGUUAGGUCGGGUCUGAUUGGUUGGAAUUCUGCUGAAGAGUUUUAUGGAGAAAAGUGUCUGGCGUGACUAUAUGCGUUGCCAAAAAGGUGGAAAUCGUUAUGACUGUCCGGUUGCAUGCAUCACUUAAUUGCCAUCGAUGUUCAAAGUUAAAUGGAGAACACGGUCGCUGACAAACCAUGUCCUUAAACAUGUUAAUGGGACAACUUGGGCAUGAGAUAUGUUGGUUUUUUCAUUACAAAAAUGGCUUCCAGCAGGAGCGUGAUUUCUCCAAACAGGAUAAUUGAAAAGUCAUUGAACUGCAAUAACAAAUGCACAAGAACGGGGUGUAAAUUUAGGCCUGCCUGAAAUUCGCAAGCCAUGCCCAGAACUGCCUUCCAACACAGGUGAAAAUCGUUAUCAGAGAACGGCAUCAGUGUAAUACUACCAGUGGUGACGCAUGGUGUCAAGCUGGCACAUUUUCCUACUGGCCAGGUAAUUUCCAGGUUGUCCCUUUAAUAAGAUUGAGCUCGGGGCACGGCCGCUCUUAAUUGGUUCCUAAUUUUCAUUUGCUCUGAAACGGUAUUUGGCACUAAAUUUCUAGGAAGCCACGCCCCCCACAAACCUCAACCAAUGAAAUCGCAUAAAAACAACAACAAACCUGAACACGUUGGGGUAUCGCGGCUGACUUUUGUUAAGACGUAGCGUAAACUACAUUCUCUGUUCGCAAUAGUAUUUAACCUGGUUGACCAAAUUUGUAAAGUCAUUCAUUGAAAAAGUACCAAUUGUACGAAAUGUCUGAAUAGACUGGAAUCGUUGCAUUUGUUUAUUUAAACCCACACUGAAACGGUAUUUGGGCAAUUUGUUUUGUAGGAGGAAACCAGUGCACCCGGAGGGAACGAAAAUAAAACGUGUUGAAUUAGACUGAGUGUUGCGCAAACCUGCCUCAGUAAAAGUUUGAAAGAUACUUAGUUAAAAAGAUGUGGAUGGGGAUGUUUUUAGAAAUGAAUCAAAUAAAACGUUUUUUUGUUCGAA